GUAUUGAUCGCGGCUAAGCAGCUGUACUCUCGGGCUGGCAGUAACGUUGGGGCGGCCGUACGGAAAACACACGUGUUACACGGUCUCGCGAUGAAAACGUCGGUGUCGUGAAAACUACUUUCGAGGGAAAGUGCAAAGCCCUUUCGCUUUGACCCGAUCUAACAACCGAUUCUUCCCACGUUCGAUGUGCGCAUGCCUUCGUUUAAAAGCGAUUUUUAUUUUUUUCCCCGAAUAUCGAACGAGCAGAGAUAUGCCACGUUUAUAAGUUUAGUCGGCGAUUAAUCGCGAUUAAUCGUAAAUAAUCGAAAACAAAGUGAAUUGUUUAUGCGCCGACCGCGCGUUUUCUUUUCACAUCGUGUACGCGGGGUGUAAAUUUCUUCUCCAAGUUUUGUUAUUUGUCAAAGUGUGCGAUGAUGUUACACGUGAGGACAGAAUUUUAGCGAAGAUGAGGAUCAGGAUGAGAUGUAGUUCAUCUCGUAUGCUGAAUUGUUUUUGAUCAGGAAAUGAACGAUGGAUCGAUCGAUCGGAAUAUAUGAAACGAUGGGACGAGAUAAAAAGGUUGCAAAGGUUGUAAAGAUCAAUUGGUUCAAUACGUAAUGAAUUCAUAAAAGAUUGUUGGAAAUAUGAAGAAGAAACUAGUAUCCAUCAUUGGAAAAAUGAUUAAAAUCGUCAAUUAAUUUUUCGUCUAUGACGAAUCGACGAUGUGUUUAUUAUUAAUUAUUCGAUCCGUCCGAUGAAGCACUGGCGUGGUUGUUUCGCGUUUCGAAAGAAAAGUGACUCGGUGGAGAGGACAUGUACGCGAGACAGCACAUUGGCUCUGUUUGCGCUUGUUAAUCAGUUCAAUUGAAUAACGUAUUAAUACGUCGGGGUCACCGUAAGAGGUUAAUCGCAAUGUCCACGCCGGACACGAUGGACACCAUCGAUGAAGCGGAGCAGGCGUGGCACGAGAUGUUGGAGUGCGAGACCGGAUCCCUGUUGGGCCGAGUCGCGGAUCUCGAGAGGCAAUCCUUGGCGCAGAGGGACGAGAUAGUUUGUCUUCGCGCUACUCUCGCGGACGCGUUAAGGCGGAUCGCACUGUUGGAAGGACGCGAAAAAAGGGAGGAUGAGAGGAACGAGAGGAGGAACGAGAGGAUGGUGUCCUCGCCCUUAAGGAAUGGACACGUAUCGCUUAGAAGUAAUCAAAAUUCAACACCAGCGAAAGACGUACGUUUACGUCAAACUGGUUGCUUGAGGAAUUCAUCAUCCUCGGGAUCUUCUCAAGACGUUCGAGAUUCGAUUUCCAGUCCACGGAGGCCAGUCAGUUACACUCAUUCGUCCCAACUUCCUCAAAGAAGGUCAGUUCAUUAUCAAUCGACGGGUUCUUUACAUUCGGACAGUCCCAGUAGUAGUAGUGUUUCCCCGGUGCCAUCGCCAAGUCCUAGAGCCACACCACUGCCAGUAGCCAGAUCACCGACAGCAAGAUCAAACGGGCCACCCCAAAGCAGCUUAAGAAGGGCGAAACGGUGGUCGUCCACAGGGGAUUUUACGCAUUCCCCGCAAAAUCAGGGAAGCAAUUCGCAACUCGUUGGUGGCAGAUUGUCAGCCUCCACCAAGUCUCUGUUCAACCUCUUCAAGCCCCCGGCGCUGAACAACGUGAAACAUGGCACGAGAGACAUGCAGUACAACGAGGAGGAGAAUACCGUCCGUAUGUACCUGCGGGGACGACCCGUUGUCCUCUACGUUCCGACGGUUUUGACGGAGUCGUACGACCUUCACAAAGUCAGCACACCGCCCCAGAGCAAAUUGAAACUCGACUGGGUGUACGGUUACCGAGGCAGGGAUUGUCGAAGCAAUUUGCAUCUACUGCCCACCGGUGAAAUCGUUUAUUUCGUCGCAGCUGUGGUGGUGUUGUACAACAUGGAGGAGCACAGCCAGAGGCAUUACCUGGGUCAUACGGACGACAUCAAAUGCAUAGCCAUUCAUCCGAACAAAAUGGUAGUCGCCACUGGUCAAGUAUGUGGGACCGAUAGGCGAGAUGCCAUGCCACAUAUAAGGAUAUGGAAUUCGGUCAGUUUGGCAACUCUUUGCGUGAUUGGUAACGGCGAAUUCGAUGGUUCGAUUUGUUGCCUCUCGUUCUCGAAAGCAGACGGUGGAAAUUACUUGUGUGCGAUCGACGAGACCUCUGAUCACAAUAUCUCGAUCUGGGAUUGGCAGAAAGGAGAACGAGGUACCAAGAUAACUGAAACAAAGUGCUCGGUGGACACGGUGGUAUGCGCGGAGUGGCAUCCUCUGGAACGAAACCAGAUCGUGUCCUGUGGGAAAGGACACCUGUCUUUUUGGUCUCUCGAUAAUGGUGGUAUGUUGUACAAACGGAUGGGGAUUUUCGAAAGCAGAGAAAAACCGAGAUACGUGACCUGUGUGGCGUUUAAUCAAAACGGUGAUGUUCUUACCGGUGAUAGCAACGGUAACAUCAUUGUUUGGGGCAGAGGAACAAACACAAUUUCUAAAAUAGUGAGGAACGUUCACGAAGGAUCGAUAUUUUCAAUUUGUGUUCUAAAAGAUAGUUUUAUCAUCACCGGUGGUGGCAAAGAUGGCAAAAUUUUGUAUUUCGACGAAUCUUUAAAUUUAACAGGAGAAGAAGCACAAAUCGAAGAUCAUUUCGGUGGAAUUCGAACACUCGCGGAAGGUAGGGGUUCGCAAUUGUUGAUAGGAACAACGAGGAACUGCAUUUUGGUCGGUGAUGUGGGAAUGGGAUUCAAUCCAGCCAUGUUAGGUCACGCUGAAGAGGUUUGGGGGCUCGCUGCUCAUCCAACUCUACCUCAAUUUGCAACAGCAGGUCACGACAGAUUAUUACAAAUGUGGGAUAGUCUUAGUCACACUGUUGUUUGGAGUAAAGAUAUUGGGGAGCAAGCACAGAGUAUCGGGUUCUCACCAGAUGGUAAUGUUAUGGUGGUCGGAUGCACUUCCGGAAAAUGGUUAGCAAUCGAUAGUGAAACGCGAGAAUUAUAUACUCACCAUAGUGAUGGUUCAGAACCUAUUCAGGUAAAUUUCACAUAUGAGCAGACAUUUCUGCAUUUAGAAGAUAGAAGCGAGGAAUAUUUUUUUCUAUGUUUAAACGAUGAAAAUUUGUUUCAGGGACAUUCCAGUUUUAUAACUCAUUUGGAUUGGUCAGCAGAUGGUCAAUAUUUACGUAGCAAUAGCGGCGAUUAUGAGGUAUUAUAUUGGAAUCCCGGAGUCUGUCGUCAGAUUCCACAAUCAUCGAUAAUGAGAGACAUGCAAUGGGCAAGUCAUACCUGUGUAAUAUCAUUCGAAACGAUUGGAAUAUGGCCCGAAGGCGCCGAUGGUACAGAUGUAAAUAAUUGCACGAGAAGCAGUGAUUCGAAAUUGCUCGCAACCGGAGAUGAUUUCGGAAAAGUAAAGUUAUUCUCUUAUCCUGCUUGUCAACCAAAGUCUUUAUGCCACGCAUACAGUGGUCAUUCGAGUCACGUUACGAACGUUUCGUUCCUUCAAGACGACACUCGAUUAAUUUCCACCGGCGGAAGUGACACAAGCGUUCUUCAAUGGAUCGUAAACUAUUAACUCUGUUAUAUAAUUGUGUGAUUGAAAAACAAAAUGAAAGAUACAGAAGCGAAGCGUGAUAAAACACGAAGCGGAUGCUUUUCUGAAUUUAAUGGUACACAUACAAUGUUCGUCAAAAGGAAAUAUGCGAUUCUUAUUUUAAUCGAGGCAAGAAUCGAUACGAAUAAACUAAUUAUUAUAUUAUAAGAGAAAUCUUUUGAUUUCUCUUACCGAUUGAAAAGAUACUGAAUGAAGAUGUUAAUGAAAUAUUAGUUGAAAUUUUACCGUUUAAGUGUCCUUUACGAAUUAAAAUGACUGAAUGUCAUGUAAUUUCUUAGAUGUAGAACGAUCUUCGUAAUUUUUGCUUUAAAAAUGAAAAUUAAAAGGAAGAAGAAGAGAAAAUGAGGAAAAUUUAGCCGAUGUGGCGACAGAUAAACUUAUAUUACUUUAACAGCUAAUAAUAACGUAACGAAAGUGUCUUUUACAUAUUUCGCAACUAUUUUUCAAACGUCCAAAUGCUGAAUCUAUAUAUUUCUGUGUUCUUUAUCUAAUUAUCUAAUCACCGACGCACUGUGCUGUUUUUCAACGAAAAAAAAAAAAAAUAAAUAAAAAAAAUAAACUGCACAGCUUUAGAGAAGUAUUUACUUUCGUGUAUAAUUAAUAUCGUAAUAUAAAAAAAUUAGAUUACGAUUGCAUAAAUUGCUCGUAUCUAUAGAAAGAUAAAUGUCAUCUGUGUAGCGUAAUAUGUAAGUAUCUUCUGUUUUUUUUUCUUUCUCCUCUAAUUUUCAAUUCACACUCACAGAUUAAUUUUUCUUCGUGAUACAGAUUAUGUUCAAUUUUGAUUAAAAAUAUAUUUUGUUCUGCUAUAAAUUAAUCGGAAUUGGAUAAUAUUCGUAUACGAGCCUUUAAAAGCCUAUGUUUGAAAUCACGAAAACGGAAAUGGAUCGAAUAUAGAGCAUGUAAUUUGAAAUAGUGAAAUUUAAAGAGAUAAUUAAUAUUAAUUAAAAUGUGAACGAUGUUACAUAUCAACUGAAUAUUUUACGAUUAAUUGCAAAAAACAAUUGAAAUUAUAUUUUAUUUUAUCGGGAAAUUAUAAUGUGUUUAUAUUUGAUCACUGAAUAUUUAUAAAUUGCUAUAUAUUAAUAUUUUUUUUAGAAAUAUAAUAUUUCUACAACGCAGGUUUAAUACUUCUGAUGUAAUACUUCUGAAAAUGUGGAUAAGAAUAUCGUCGAUGAAGAACGAAGGCUAAAGUAUAUUUUAGCUUCCUGAUUUCUUAUUAAGUUACUUAAUAAUCUUUCUUUUUUAAUCUGAUCUUUUCUCAUGUAUCACUUACAUAUAGCUGUAAAUUUGUUUUCACUUAGGGCUAUAUAAUAAAUAUACAAAUUUUCUUUU
This is a messenger RNA of Apis florea (little honeybee), 4929 nucleotides long. Its product is annotated as echinoderm microtubule-associated protein-like 2. Lineage: Eukaryota; Metazoa; Arthropoda; Insecta; Hymenoptera; Apidae. The record is from RefSeq and is a predicted model, not a curated record. Gene Ontology annotation, cellular component: mitotic spindle. Gene Ontology annotation, biological process: microtubule cytoskeleton organization. Gene Ontology annotation, molecular function: microtubule binding.